Heterobasidion irregulare TC 32-1 is the source of this 162-nucleotide messenger RNA. RefSeq lists its product as uncharacterized. NCBI's taxonomy places the organism in Eukaryota, Fungi, Basidiomycota, Agaricomycetes, Russulales, Bondarzewiaceae. The record is from RefSeq and is a predicted model, not a curated record. The annotation marks the transcript as partial. The transcript has a single exon.
GAGAUGGAGCAGCUAGAUGUCAAGACCACCUUUCUCCAUGGUGGUCUUAAGGAGAAGAUUUGGAUAAAACAAAUGAAAGGCUUUGCUAAGCCUAGUAAGAAGGAUCAGAUAUGUUUCCUCUAUAAGAGGAUCUAUAAUCUCAAAGAGAGCAUGCAAAUCUAG